Plectropomus leopardus (leopard coralgrouper) is the source of this 1316-nucleotide messenger RNA. It is a transcript of the gene kera, whose product is annotated as keratocan. The record is from RefSeq and is a predicted model, not a curated record. Gene Ontology annotation, molecular function: protein binding. Lineage: Eukaryota; Metazoa; Chordata; Actinopteri; Perciformes; Serranidae.
AUGGGACAUCCCAACUCACACACAAUCGUCCUCCCACCAUCAACACAUGCUCCAUCCCCUCGGUUCAACCGGUGUCCAAGGUGCAGCCCUUGGGAGACAAACCAACAACAACCGGGUUCAGCCACAUCACAGUCUCUGACACUGUUGGACAAUCAUCAGAGUAAUUCAUUGGAGAAGAAGAAGAACCACACCACACCUGGCUGCAUGCAAACUACUCUCGCCAGUUGGAUGAGCAGGUUGGGAAGCAAAAUGGCACUUCUCCUGAGCUUUCUCUGCACCUUGUGUCUGGUUGGGCAAGUUCUCAGCCAGGACAUGCCUUACGAGGAUUUUUUGGCCCAGAUUCAGGCCUGCCCUAAAGAGUGUCGCUGCCCCUCCAACUUCCCUCGUGCUGUCUACUGCGACAAUAAAGGCCUGAAGAGCGUCCCAAACAUCCCUCCUCACACAUGGUAUCUUUACCUGCAGAAUAAUCUAAUCGAAGUCCUGUCAGCAGAUGCCCUGCGUAACGCCACUCAGUUGCGCUGGCUGAAUCUAAACCACAACAAAAUCACCAGUGAGGGACUGGAAGCAGGUGUCCUAAGUGGAAUGGCUCACCUGGCGCACCUCUACAUGGAUGACAACCUCUUGUCCUCUGUGCCAUCUUCCUUGCCACCCACCCUGGAGCAUCUACGUCUUUCUCGUAAUCGCAUCUCUAAGAUCCCUGCUGGUGUCUUCAUUGGUCUAGAUAAACUCAACCUCUUGGACCUCCAGGGGAACAAGCUGAUGGAUGAUGCUGUGACUGAAGUGAGCCUGAAGGGACUGAACAAUUUGGUGCAGAUCAACCUAGCCAAGAACCAGCUGAGUAACAUGCCUCUCGGCUUACCACCCACCACUACCCAGCUUUACCUUGAUGGCAACAACAUUGAGAAGAUCCCAGCCGGCUACUUCAAAGGUUUACCAAAAGUGGCAUUUCUGAGGCUCAACCACAACAAGCUUGGCAGCAGCGGUGUUCCCAAAAAUGUGUUUAAUGUCUCCAGCAUUUUGGACUUGCAGCUGUCCCACAACCAGCUGACCGAGGUUCCCCUCAUCCCUUCAGGCCUUGAACAACUUCACCUCGACCACAACAAUAUCAAAACUGUAAGUGGCUCCAAUGUCUGUCCUGUUGCCGUCGAAUCCGUGGACGACUCCGUCAACGACAGCGUUCCUCGACUGCGCUACCUCAGAUUGGACGGCAACGAUAUUAAGCCACCAAUUCCCAGGGAUGUCAUUCUGUGCUUCCGUCUCCUGAGAUCCAUUGUCAUAUAAAAAAUAGAAACAUCAUCAGCAUGUUGAAGACGAAU